UGGCGCUUCACUUGCCCGCUUAUCACGAAUUCCGAGAAAGCACGUUUUGCAGGUCUCGUGGAUUUUAAAACGUAAAUUUGUGUUUUCCAGCAUGGUAUUCGGCUCAGCGGAGGCCGGAAUUAUAUAAUCCCAAGCCGCGCGCAACACACGUCUCUGCCUUCGAACGCAAGAUUGCCUGCAUCAAGUGACCCGGCGCUGUUAAGCUGUCAUUCCAGCGGAAAAGUGAAUGAGGAGGCGAUAGAAAAUUAGCUCGAGAGCAAGGAUGACGACUGGAAGUACCGGAUCCACAUUCCCCAAAUGGCAGCUGGCGCUGCUCAUCGGAGCGCCGGUGGCCAUCGGUCUCACGUACCUGUACUGGCGCAAAUCGGCCGACCAAGGUGGGGACAAGCUGACGAAGAAGAAGCUGGCCGACAUCAAAGACAAAACCAUCUCACUGGAUGGCGACGAUCGUUCCCGUUCGGCCGAGGUCAAAGAAACGAAACCAUUGACUGGUCGCGCGCUGGCACUACACCAUAAGAACGAGGGCAAUAAACACUUCCGGGUCGGCAAAUAUGAUUUGGCGAUCCAGGAGUACGAUGCCGCCAUCGAGCACUGCCCAGAGACGGAGAAGAACGAUCUGGCCACCUAUUAUCAGAACAGGGCGGCCGCUCACGAGCAACUGCAAAGCUGGGCAGCAGUGAUAGACGAUUGUACCAAAGCGAUCGCGUGUAAUCCGAUGUACACCAAGGCUCUGAUACGGCGCACCAAGGCGUACGAGCAGCAGAAACAGUUGGCAGCAGCCCUCGACGAUAUUACGGCCGCGUGCAUACUGGAUCAGUUCCAAAACAAAACGAGCCUCGUGAUGGCGGACCGCAUCCUCGGAGAGCUGGGUCGUCAGCAUGCACAAGAAGCGAUGAAAGACAAGAAGGAGGUCAUACCGUCGAAGCUGUUUAUGAAGAACUACUUCACCUCGUUUGCCAACGAUCCCGUGCGUAAAAUGGUCAUCGCUAGCUCGGAGCCGAAGGGCUUUGUGAAGGCUAAAAUGCUGUUCGAUAAGGGCGAGUACGAUGGCAUUGUAGCCGCCUGUACAGAGGAAAUUGAAUCGAGCGAGGCCGAGGCCGAGUACAAGCUGGAAGCGCUGCUACUGAGAGGUACCUUCUACAACCUGAUGGCCAACUAUGCCGAAGCCAAGCAGGAUUUGGAUGCCGUAGCCGAACUGGAGACGGCCGACAAGCGGCUGCGGUCCAAUGCACUCAUCAAGCGUGCCUCGCUUACGGUACAGACCGAUUCCGAAACACCCGAGGAAUGUUUCAAAUUUUUCGCCAAAGCGGAAGACAUCGAUAGCACAAACUGCGACAUCUACCAGCAUCGCGGACAGGUGUUUAUCCUGAUGGACCGCAUGAACGAGGCGGUGAUGGACUUUGAGCGAGCCCACAACCUGUGUCCCGAUUCGGCCAUCAUUGCGACGCACCUCUGCUACUCGCGCUACCGCAUGGCGCUGAUGACGAAGGACGAUACAGCACACCGAAACGCGAUGAAACGGUUCCACGAAAUUAUCGAGCAGUACCCGAACUGUCUGGAAUGCUACAGCAUAAUGGCACAGGUGCUGACGGAACAGCAGGAGUUCCAGGAGGCGGACAGUUACUUCCAGAAGGCACUCAAACUGGAACCGGGCAAUGCCCAAAUUCUGGUCCACCGAGCUCUGCUACAGCUGCAAUGGCAGGGCAACGUAGAGGAGGCGACCAAAUUGAUCAAGCAGGCUAUCGAGAUCGACGACAAGUGCGAGUUCGCCUACGAAACGCUCGGAACGAUCGAGGUGCAACGAGGCAAUCUUGUAGAAGCAAUCAAACUGUUCGAUGGUGCUAUUGCUCUGGCCAAGGCCGAGCGCAGCCUGGUACAUCUGUACUCCCUCAAGGAUGCUGCCAUAGCGCAGAUCAAUGUUUCGAAAAACAUGGGAUUGAGUAUUAACAACUUGUCGCCUUCCUACUUCGCUUGAGCGCCAGGUUGCGCCAGCCCGUACUCAUGAUUUGAUCAGUGAGAGAGUUUUGAAUGCACAUUAGCGCCAACAUAUCCCAUCCCCUCGCCCUCACCGCUUUCGAUUGUCACAAUCAUCCAAGAUUCCAAAAACAUUAUUUAUCAUGUAAAAUAGUAAUUCCUUUG
This is a messenger RNA of Anopheles darlingi, 2139 nucleotides long. RefSeq names its product mitochondrial import receptor subunit TOM70 (gene Tom70). The transcript has 2 exons. The record is from RefSeq and is a predicted model, not a curated record. Gene Ontology annotation, molecular function: protein binding. The coding region runs from base 263 to 1975 and encodes 570 amino acids. Lineage: Eukaryota; Metazoa; Arthropoda; Insecta; Diptera; Culicidae.